AUGACUCCUGCUUUACUUCGACUGAAACGAGUAACUUGUGUUAUUAAACCAAUCGAAGACACAAAAAAUAAUAACGUGAAUGAAAAAUCUAAAAAAACUGAAGCAACUAAACCAAAGAAAACACUCACUGAAAACAAUCAACAGGUUGUUAGUGAUAUUGUAUUAAAAAAAUAUAAGCCAAUCGAAAGGGCACACAUUCUUAAAACAAUUAGAGCUAUUAAACAAUAUAAUGAUUAUGAAACAAAAAAUUCUAGUAUCACUUCAUUAUUCAACACUGACAAACAACUUCAAAUUACAUUUGAUAUCUUAAAAGAACCUAGAUAUAAUCCUCAUAUAGAUCUUUUAACUGUUCCACAUCCAUUUUAUAAUGAACGUACUGUAUGCUUAAUUUGUGCUAAUCCUAAAAGUUAUAUGAAAGAAAAAGUUGCUAAAACAGGUGUUCAUAUUGAUAAAAUAAUUUCUACUAAACAAAUUAGAGAAAGAUAUAGUACAUUUGAAGCACAAGAUGAGUUAAUGAAGAGGUAUGAUGUUUUCUUAGUAGAAAUUAGAGUUUGUCAUCUUCUUUCAGUAUUAUUCAAUGGUAGAAUCCGUUCAAAUAAUAUUUUUAUUCCAGUGUUCUGUGGAGAGCAUUCUAUUAAAGAACAAGUAGAAAAAGCAACUAAAAGCAUUCCAUUUACUCCUCUUCGUUUAUGUGAUCUUUCACUUCCAUUUGGGGUUCUUUCUCAAAGUGAUGAUGAUCUUGCUGAUAAUUUUAUUGCUCUUACAAAACAAGCAUCAGAAUGUAUUUAUGAAGGUUCUGAUAAUAUCACUCAAAUCCAAGUAAAAGUCAAAGGGGGAUCUAUUGGUUUCCCUGUGUUCCAAGCAUAUUGA
This is a messenger RNA of Entamoeba dispar SAW760, 870 nucleotides long. RefSeq lists its product as uncharacterized. The record is from RefSeq and is a predicted model, not a curated record. The transcript is spliced from 2 exons. Lineage: Eukaryota; Evosea; Mastigamoebida; Endamoebidae. Bases 1 to 870 code for a protein of 289 amino acids.